CUAAUCUGUGAAGUGCUGUCAUGGGCUGAUGUGUAUUUUGUUGCACUGCAUUCCCUUUUCUACGAAUUGUAGAUAUUAAUCGUUUUGCAAAUUUUUAAAUGAAACUCCACGUUAAACAAAUUGGAUAGUGUUUGCUAUCGUAUCAGUGUUGUUAAACAGUGGUCGAAACGAGCCACCUUGUAGUGGCGGGUGACAUAAUUUUCGUAUUGCGUAUCAUGUAGUUAUUGUGGUUUAUUUUGUGGCUUGCAGCAUCUAUUUUCGACUCGAGAAUCGUCCCUAAGGAGCCCAAAUGACGUGAUCCAAAAUGAGCUGGCUGCGGACCCCGGUGUUCACGCGGCAACUCUCGCGCAGCCUCGACCCGCGGCACGACUACGAGCCGCAGGCCUGCUACAGCUCCUUCUGCAAGCACUGGCAGCAGGCACACGAGAUCAUACUCAAAUCACAGCCACGCCAACUUCAUGAUGACGUGCUGGCCGUCGCCAAUCACCUAGAACAACUAUCAACCCUGCUGGAGCUUGAAGCGCGGGCCCGAGAGACCAACACCGUGGCCACGUCGGGGGCGUGCCUCGAACACUUGCUGUCAGAGAACCUUCUCGACAAGCUGUACGAAUGGGGCAAUUCUACUGGCAUGUACAAGAACGCCGUGCGUUCAGAGCAACUGAAGCUGUUUGGAAAUCUCAUCGUUCAUUACAGCUCACAGGUGUUAGCAGCAGAGCCAUUCCUUAGGCCUCUUCUGAAACUGUUCAGCGGGUUGAGGAACGAAUUAAUCCCGCUCGAUCAGGAAACUCAAUUGGUGAUGGUCUUGAACCACCUGAGCGUCGCCCUGAUGCAGAACAUCGAUUUUAUAGACCUGUUCUUCUUGACUAACCACACGCAAACCGAAGCCAAGCCUGAGUUCAUAAUAGCCCGCCUCCUCCUAAAGUUCGUCCACCGCGAAGGCCCCAAGGGCUCAGCGGCGCGCGACGCCCUGCUGCUGUGCGCGAACAUGUCUGCGCGGUGCCCGCAGCUGGCGAGGUGCAUGCUGGAAGGAGACACUUGUCCUGUGCUGGCCACAGGCCUAAGCGGGCUUUACUCGCUCCUCCCGCGGACUUUGGGCGACAACGUGUACCGACUAACGGCCGACGACGUGAACCAGGGCCACAAGCUGACGCUGUUCACCGACUCGGUUGAGUUCUGCAACGCUGUAGCACAGGUCGCGCAUCCGUCCAUUAAGAAGCAGCUGCUCGACCUGCUGUACCAAGGGUUCCUCGUGCCCGUCAUGGGGCCCGCCUUACUCCAGACGAAACCCGGGCCGUUGCAGAGUGGCGCUCCCGAGCAGGCGGCGGCGAUGGCGUACCUAGAACUAGUGCUCAGAUGCUCAACGCAACGAGGCUUGCUGAGGGCAAUACUGCAUUUUCUCUUCACUUACGAGUACGAUGGAGUGAAGCUGAUUGAUGUGAUGCUUAGAAGAUUGGAUGGAAAUACUCAGCUCUCCCUAGUCUCUUUAUCCCUAAUGGAGACCCUCAUCGACCUGAAUUGCGAAGACGUGAUGAUCGAGCUAGUCUACAAGUACCUCCUGAAAGGCCACCACUUACUCACACACCGACCAACACCGCCCGACCCCGACUCAUACAGAGACGCCGCAAUGUCCUUCCUAAGUCUCAGCCCACAGUGCUGCUUUAGGCCUUUGAGUAGGACAAGAGCGUGGGUGGAUGAACUGGCCAUGAGCGGUCGGAGAGUGUUGGAUUUGAAGAGAGAUGAUGAGAGGGUUAAUGGAGUCCAAGAUGGGAUCGCUAUGAACAGUUUGGUGCAAGAUAUCAAGGUUAAUUAUGGGAACCCAAACGACACCCUAUUCGGCAACUACCAUGCGUACCUAUGCGACGCUCGAUUCGAAAUCGUCUCUCGCGCGCUCGCUUGCGCUCACUGGAGCUCCAAAUACGACACCAUUACCCUACCCAAGCCGGAACCGAACAACAACACGAAAGAGACGAGAGACGAGCCCAUCCCCACGAAAGAGCAAGACAGCCUCAUAUCCAACUGCACCAGCGGCUACGAUACUUUAAAAACUAGCGACACCUCAGAAAAAGAACCACACAGUUUAACAUCGCUGAACGAAGCGGAUGAAGAGGAACAGCAAGAUGUAAACGGCGAUGGGAAAGACAGAGACAGCCUAAUAUCGAUGGGUAGUGAUAGUGAUAAGAAUGAGGAGUUUGUCGAAGACUCGUUUAGGAUGUGCUUCUUGAAGGUGGACAGGGAUUAUGAAGAAGUGCCUGUGAUAAAGAACUGGGUGGCUGGCGGGAGAGUCAGUCCGGCGUCACUUAUCGGCCCUCUCCUAAGCAGCCUCCUGAAGAAAGCCGCGGCCCUCCUAGAAUCAGACGUGCUCAGCAACUGCCUGGUGACGGGGCUGCUCGGGAAGCUGUGCGCGGCGCCCUGCGCGCUGCUGCCCGGCCUGCUGCUGCCGCAGCCGCACACGCAGCCCAACGUGCCCUCCCUGUACCAGAUACUAAGCAAGCUGCGGGACGAGCUGGACGAGUUGACCAGCGGGCUGGACAACACCGCGGAACUGGUGGACAAGGCGCGAGUGUUUCUCGUGCAGAGAGAACUGCUACUAGUCAGGAGGACCAGCAACGAAGGGCCCAACAACAGCAGCAGUCCUCGCGCCGAUGAGCCUCUACAUCGCGGCGAGACCAAACGGCGGAGUUUGAGCACUAGUAUAUCCAACAUGUUCGGACGACGAUUAUCAGCAUCCCCAUCGCAGCCGCACAGCAUCCCGCACUCGACCAACUCGCCCGCCAAGCGGCCCGUCUUCACCCAAGAGGCCUACUGGAACCAGUCCAUCGCCCUCCGUUCCACCCUCAAUGCCGUCCUACUGGACGAGUGGCUCAAACAACUCGCAGCUCUCUGUGAGGAACAUGCACUUAGACUCUCCGCUGCCAACUAUGAGGACGAUACUUAUUUACGAACGGUAGGGUUAUGACUGUUAGCUAAACGGGGAAUCAAGGAUGUAGCUACGCGAGACACGUCUGUGUGACAGAGAGAUGUACAUUGAAAUG
Molecule: messenger RNA, 3032 nt
Organism: Cydia amplana
Lineage: Eukaryota; Metazoa; Arthropoda; Insecta; Lepidoptera; Tortricidae
Product: FHIP family protein AGAP011705
Exons: 16
Coding region: 305-2956 (883 amino acids)
Source: RefSeq, a predicted model, not a curated record